Molecule: messenger RNA, 879 nt
Organism: Vicia villosa (hairy vetch)
Lineage: Eukaryota; Viridiplantae; Streptophyta; Magnoliopsida; Fabales; Fabaceae
Exons: 5
Coding region: 70-735 (221 amino acids)
Source: RefSeq, a predicted model, not a curated record
AGGUAAAAUGUGAAGAUAAAGUGUUAAGUUUGAAGAGUGUAUGCGGUGGUGGGUGAAGUUGAGCAUAAAAUGUCUACUGCGUUUAGUUUCAGUAGCAGCACUCAAGCGCUAAUUCUGAAUUCAACUUCACCUUCAACUUCUUUGUCACUAAGAAGAAUCAUCACAAUCUAUGUUCCAAAUUCAGUUAACAAGGUUGUUGGAAAUGGAACAAGAACAGGAAGAAGAAAAUGGAAUAUGGCAGUUAAUAAAUCAGUUACAACUACCACACGUUUCGAUGAUAGUGUCGUAGAUUCAGCUUCAGCAGUGGUGAGAAAAUUCUAUGAAGGAAUCAAUAGACAUGAUGUAGAUUCUGUACAGUAUCUUAUAUCUGAAAACUGUGUGUACGAGGAUCUUGUCUUUCCUAGCCCCUUUGUCGGUCGUAAGGAAAUUAUAGAGUUUUUCAAGAAGUUUACUGAUUCUACAAGCUUAGAUCUGCAGUUUGUUAUUGAUGAUUUGUCUAUGGAGGAUUCUUCAUCAGUUGGAGUGAUUUGGCAUUUAGAAUGGAAAGGAAAGCCUUUUCCGUUUAGCAAAGGAUGCAGCUUUUAUCGUUUGGAGGUGAUUGAUGGCAAGAGACAAAUAACAUAUGGGCGAGACAGUGUGGAACCUGCAAUCAAGCCCGGCGAUGCAACCUUGACACUGAUAAAGAGUGUGACAUGGCUUCUUCAACGAUUUCCUCAAUUGGCAGACCGAUUCUAGUGAAAGCUCUUCAUUAUUUUGGAGUCUUGUAGUUUGGAUCAUGUAACACAUAAGAUUCUCUCAAGUAGAAAAUGUGAUAGUGGUGUAUAUAUAUAAAUAAGAACAAAGUUAAAUUAUUAUCUAAAUAUACAUAAAUUUACUAAA